AAACACCCUGGCGUUCGGAGUAUUCAACGCGCGGUCCGAGCAACUUUGUAAAGAGAAAAAAAUACACAACCACACACGCAUGGGCUCGCCUCCUCUCCCUCUCGCCCACGAAGUCACCGCCGCCGCCGCCCACGCCGGCCGCUUCCGGCGAGCUCCGGCGCUGCGCAGCACAGCCUCGAGCUCCGCAUGCUCCGCGCCUCCCUCCCCUCCGGCCAGAUUCUCAUCUCCCGGCCUCUACCGCCCGCUCGCAACCACACCCCCGUGGCUAGGGUUCCGGGCAGUGCUUCGCCGGCGCGUCUCCGGCGGCCCCAGAUGCAGAUGGAGCACGCCAUGGGAGUUCCCCAUCCACCAUGGUCGCUGUCGUCAAGGGCUUCUUCAAGGAGAUGUGAAGGACGCCAUCGACCUGCAGCUACUCAAGGGUGAUCUAGCGAGUUAUCUGGAGACAAAAAGUCGCCUGCAAUCUUAUAAAGUGAUCAGAUUUGCCCCUGAGACUGCAAGGUCCCUCAAAGAGAAGCGUUUUUCAUAUGCUCCUGAAUCUGGUGUGCGGUAUGAUGGAGUUUACAGAUUGAGAACUGUUGGAGGAAGACUGGUAUUCAGCGGAGGGUCACAGAUUCACAGCGCCGUUGGCCGCUCUGCCUACCGAGUGCCACCCCGCCGCCUCCUCCCACCCCCCACCUGGGACCUAACCGCCUGCUCCCCGCCCGGCACACCCACAACGCUUGAGGCUGAGCAGAUGCCAUUGGCCCGUGGGCACGGAAGCAGAGUCCAGGAUGGUGAUGGUGCCAAGGAGGACUCUCGGACGUCGACCGAUUGCAUCGUUGCUGCCGUAUCCAUGGAGUGGCGCGGCUCCAACCACUCUGAGAUGGCUCAUCAAUGGCAUCAUACGACUCGUAACACCACCGACUUGAUCACAAAUCAGUCGUUGGUUGCAUGUCGUAGCACUAUCAGUUCCUUGUGGUGAUCGUGGUUACUGUUUGUUUGUGGUGCAGAGGAAUCAGUACAACAACAGAACUUGAAGCUGACGAGGAUGGAUGAUGGUUGGUUUUGGUGGAAAGAUCGGGUGCAUAUGAACAACCUAUUAGCUUCCUUUUUUGUUUUUCAUCAUUCAACGGGACAAUUUCCUAAUUCUUUUUUAGUACUGUCUGGAAAGGUUAUUAGUACAUAUAGGUUUGUCAAAAUUUAUUAGCACAUAUGAGGUUCUUUGUUUGGACCCCCUUUGACUCUACAUAAUUCUUUGGAGUGGGAUUCUAGAUAGAUGCUUUUAUUGAUUUUCUCCCAUUGCAACGUACGGGUAUGUUUACUGUAAUAAUAAAGUCAGAAGGAGAAGGGCGAGGUCCAGAUGGAGCUCUACCAGUUCCUCCGCUUUCAUA
Triticum aestivum (bread wheat) is the source of this 1370-nucleotide messenger RNA. RefSeq lists its product as uncharacterized. The transcript has 7 exons. The record is from RefSeq and is a predicted model, not a curated record. Lineage: Eukaryota; Viridiplantae; Streptophyta; Magnoliopsida; Poales; Poaceae. Bases 80 to 961 code for a protein of 293 amino acids.